Syngnathus acus (greater pipefish) is the source of this 973-nucleotide messenger RNA. It is a transcript of the gene ptges, whose product is annotated as prostaglandin E synthase. Gene Ontology annotation, biological process: prostaglandin biosynthetic process. The transcript is spliced from 3 exons. Gene Ontology annotation, molecular function: prostaglandin-E synthase activity. The coding region runs from base 96 to 539 and encodes 147 amino acids. The record is from RefSeq and is a predicted model, not a curated record. Lineage: Eukaryota; Metazoa; Chordata; Actinopteri; Syngnathiformes; Syngnathidae. Gene Ontology annotation, cellular component: membrane.
CUGCGACUUUCACUCUCCCGCACUCCUGCUCUUGUUUCGGAUUCUCUGGAAGUCUCGCCGCCAGCACCGCAAGGAAACUUCAACUCAUCGCCGUCAUGUUAAGAAACAACGAUGUCUUCUCCUGUUUUGUUUUCUACGCCGUGGUGCUGCUCCUCAAAAUGUACCUUCUGGCCUUCAUCACCGGACAAGUCAGGCUGCGCAAGAAGGCUUUUGCCAACCCGGAAGACGCAAUGAGGCACGGAGGACUGCAAUAUCACAGGCUGGACCCCGACGUGGAACGAUGCCGUCGAGCUCAUCGGAACGACAUGGAGAACAUCUUCCCGUUUCUGUUCCUGGGCGCCAUCUACUCCAUGACGGGCCCGUCCCUGGCGACGGCCCGCCUCCACUUUGUGGCCUUCACGGCGGCCCGUGUGCUGCACAGCGUGGCUUACCUGGCCGCCCUGCCGGCGCCCACCCGCUCGCUGGCCUACGUGGCGGCGCAGGUGCCCUGCCUGUCCAUGGCGCUGCAGAUCCUGGCGGCGGUCGCCGCCUACGCGUAGCUGCGCCAGCCCGACUCUUUGCCGGAUCUUUCUCGAAGGUGGCGGGCGACGGCUUUCUGAAGUGACGCCCGAGCUGCUCGUUCUCAGCAACCUGGAAGGCGAGACGCGCCGUGCCCGUUAGCAUCCAAAAGUUCUCUCGUUCGUAACGAUUCGUAGACACGAGGUGACGCCAUUUAUGAUGGAAACAUUUUUGGGGAAGCCCGCACUGUAACCCGCACGUUUACACACAAACAUUUUGUCUGUUUGUUGUGACAGCAUCAAGGAUGGGGUCACGCUGGCUGGCUCCUUUGACCCAUUUGUAUUUUUCUCUACUUGAAAACUCGAAGGAAGCUGAAUAUUUUGUUAUAUUUAUUUAUUAUUUAACAUUUUGGUAGUUUUUGUGUGUGUGUGCAAGUUGAAAAAUAAAAGCUGAGAAACCGGACACGUGUUGAGAA